This is a messenger RNA of Zalophus californianus (California sea lion), 1090 nucleotides long. RefSeq names its product pre-mRNA-splicing factor 38A-like. Lineage: Eukaryota; Metazoa; Chordata; Mammalia; Carnivora; Otariidae. Gene Ontology annotation, cellular component: precatalytic spliceosome. The coding region runs from base 133 to 945 and encodes 270 amino acids. The transcript has a single exon. The record is from RefSeq and is a predicted model, not a curated record.
UCUAAAAUGGCGAACCGUACAGUGAAGGAUGCGCACAGUAUCCACCGCACCAAUCCUCAGUAUCUGGUGGAGAAGAUCAUUCGGACGUGAAUCUAUGAGUCCAAGUACUGGAAAGAGGAGUGCUUUGGACUGAUGGCUGAACUUGUAGUCCAUAAAGCCAUGGAGUUGAGGUUUGUGGGUGGUGUCUACGGUGGCAACAUAAAGCCAACUCCCUUUCUGUGUUUGACCUUGAAGAUGCUUCAAAUUCAACCUGAGAAGGAUAUCAUUGUAGAGUUUAUCAAAAAUGAAGAUUUCAAAUAUGUCCGUAUGUUGGGAGCACUUUACACAAGGCUGACAGGCACUGCAAUUGAUUGCUACAAGUACUUAGAGCCUCUCUACAACGACUAUCGAAAAAUCAAGAGCCAGAACCGAAAUGGGGAGUUUGAACUGAUGCAUGUAGAUGAGUUUAUUGAUGAGCUGCUGCACAGUGAGAGAGUCUGUGAUAUCAUUCUACCCCGGCUACAGAAACGUUAUGUGCUAGAGGAAGCUGAGCAGCUGGAGCCUCGGGUCAGCGCUCUAGAAGAGGACAUGGAUGAUGUGCAGUCCAGUGAAGAGGAGGAAGAGGAGGAUGAGACGUUGGAGAGAGUACCCUCACCUGAUCACCGCCGGAGAAGCUACCGAGACUUGGACCAGCCCGGUCGUUCUCCCACAUUGCGCUAUUGGAGGAGUAGAAGCCGGUCUCCCAGAAGGCGGAGUCGGUCUCCUAGAAGGAGGAGCCCCUCCCCUCGCCGAGAAAGGCAUGGGAGCAAAAGCCCAAGACGUCACCGCAGCAGCUCUCGAGACAGACUGCACAGAUCCCGCUCCAAGUCCCCAGGUCAUCACCGUAGUCAUAGACACAGGAGCCACUCAAAGUCUCCGGAAAGAUCUAAGAAAAGCCACAAGAAGAGCCAGAGAGGCAAUGAGUAAUGGACUCAGUUUGGUAUUAGUCCAAAUGGCCACCUGUGGAUCCGAAGGCAUCUAUGUGGAAGGAUUAAGAUCUACUCCCCAGGCAGCUAUGAGAAUAUUUUAGCUCUUUUUAACCAAAUUUCUCCACUUUUCUUUUUCUUAAAUG